AACAUCAACUGUUUAUUGCUUUGCUCUCUUUUACAUCUUUGAGGAGCUGUGCCAAGUCCUUAUAUCAAGUACAGAACAUGUUCCUCCUGCUGCUAAUGUUGAGCCUGGAAUUGCAGCUUCAUCAGACAGCAGCUUUGUUCAGAGUGACAGUCCCUAAGGAACUGUACACAGUGGACUAUGGAAGCAAUGUGACCCUCGAGUGUGAUUUUGACACUGGAGGUCGUGUGGAACUUGAAGCACCAAAAGCCAGUUUGCAAAAGGUGGCAAACGAUACAUCCUCACACAGUGAACGGGCCACUUUGCUGGAAGAGCACCUGCCUCUGGGGAAGGCCUUGUUCCACAUCCCCCAAGUCCAAGUGAGAGACGCAGGGCAGUACCGCUGCCUGAUCAUCUAUGGACUCGCCUGGGACUACAAGUACCUGACUCUGAAAGUCAAAGCUUCCUACAAGAAAAUAAACACUUACGUACUAAAGGUCCCAGGGACAGACGAGGUAGAGCUCACCUGCCAGGCUGAUGGUUAUCCCCUGGCAGAAGUGUCCUGGCCAAAUGUCAGUGUUCCUGCCAACACCAGCCACACAAGGACCCCUGAAGGCCUCUUCCAGCUCACCAGUGUUCUGCGCCUAAAGCCACACCCUGGCAGAAACUUCAGCUGUGUGUUCUGGAAUGCUAACGUGAAGGAACUUACUUCAGCCACCAUUGACCCUAAAAGUCAGAAGGAGCCUGAGGUCCCUACGACUUCGCUGCUUCACGUUUUCAUCCCUUCCUGCAUCAUUGCUUUAAUUUUCAUAGUCGCAGUGAUAGUCCUAAGAAAACGGCACUGCCGAAAGCUGUGUUCUAGAAAAGACACAACAAAAAGAUCUGUUACAACAGUAAAGACAGAAGUGAACAUAGCUGUAUGAACCUGUUUCAGGAGCUGGGCAACCUGACAGGAUAGCCUCAAGAGGCUUCUGGACUCUGAACAAGGACCCUUUGGCCUGCAGAGCUUGACAUUUGCACUUUUCAAAUGCCUAUGGAUGACCCAGCACUUUAAUCUGAAGACUGAAACAAGACUAGGCAGCACCUGACCAUGGUGUACUUACAGGAUAUCAAGCGGCCCACCCCAUCACUGAUCCAGGCUGUCACCUCUGCAGCCUGUGGCCCUGAGCACUACUGCACUUUAGAAAAUGACCCCCACUGGAUCCUGGACC
This is a messenger RNA of Galeopterus variegatus (Sunda flying lemur), 1187 nucleotides long. It is a transcript of the gene PDCD1LG2, whose product is annotated as programmed cell death 1 ligand 2. The transcript has 7 exons. Lineage: Eukaryota; Metazoa; Chordata; Mammalia; Dermoptera; Cynocephalidae. Gene Ontology annotation, biological process: cell surface receptor signaling pathway; T cell costimulation; immune response. Gene Ontology annotation, cellular component: external side of plasma membrane. The coding region runs from base 78 to 899 and encodes 273 amino acids. The record is from RefSeq and is a predicted model, not a curated record.